GCAAUGCGUCUCGAUCUUUUUUUGUUUUUACAAGUAUAUCUUUCUAACCUCGAAAUCAUAACAUAACUGCGAUUGUUUGGGCAUUCGGCUCUCCAUACAGAAUAUACAGUGUGUCGUCCGUGCGAUAAACGUCACAUGAGGUAUAAAUAAUCAGUUACUUUACACCCGUUGUUUCCACUACGUAGGUCAAGACGAUGGCCGAGACCAAUGAAGAAAUGAAAAUUAGCGAAGAGUCUCAAAAGCACUACGAAAGGAAAAUGGAAAAUUUUGAAUGCCCCUUUACAUGGGGAAUGAGUGAAACAAUAUGCAUAGAUACAGACGAUAUUCGCGGCGACAAUGAGGAAGUCAUUCCACUAAUGAAGUUCAUGCGUUGCAUCGCUCUUGUGUACGACUACACGAGAACCAACAAAGACUCGCAAACUAUAUUAGAAAAGUUGAAUGAUUGCGAUGACGUGAUCAUUAAAAUUCAAAACGACGGCCACCCACACAUUUCAAUUGAAGCCGUAUUGUCUGUGUUCAAGGCAACGAAAUGUUUCGCUCUUCUUUACCUCCAAAUGGAGCCAGAACUAAAGACAAUUUUUGCUGAAACCGUCAGCAUAGAUUCGUCCGAGAAGAAGCAGACGAGCACGGUAAAAGCUUGCCGAAGCAUCGCCUGGUCAAACUAUUCGCGAACAACAAAAACCAUCGAAUGUAUACGCGAAGCGAUUGCAGACAAUCCCGACUGCGAUCUCUGGCAUUUCAUUUUGGCCAAGACGUUGCGCAGCAAAAGACAGAAAAAAAAAUUCAAUUCCCAACCGGAUGCCGAAGAAAUCGAAAGCUUUGAAAAAGCAUACAACACGAGGAAAAACCCGGUCUUCGGAGUAUUUCUUGCCAAAGCUUAUAACGAGGAUAGACAUGAAAAUGAUAAGGCUUUGAAAAUGAUAGAGAGUUUGCAGGACAUACCUCGAAAUGAUUCACUCUUGUUGAUAAUUGUCUUGAUUUAUAUUCGCAUGAGAGACUUUAAGAAUGCCAAGAGUUGUUUUGAUAAAGUUGCGAAUAAAAAGUCCAGCAUGUACUCACAUUAUAGAGGCCUGUAUUUUUUAAAACAAAAACAAUACCAGGAAGCUCAUCCAUUUUUAAAAAAAGCGAUCGAAACGAAUAAUUUUCAAGCUGAGUUUAAUUACAUGAAUUGCGCGCAAGUGAUCCAUAAAAAACGUUUCGAUUUAACACAGUACCUGCUACAAAUGUUAGAUAAAUAUAGAAGUUGGUCUAAGCACAUGCUGCAGACUAUUACUCUACAUUUAGCAUAUACUUAUUUCAAAAAGGAUAAGAAUAUAAAAGAGUCUCUAAAGUAUUUCUUGGAAGCAAUAGAAAUAAAUCCGGAUGCUAUUCUCCUUAAGGAAACUUAUCGUCCUGUUUUACUUUGUGAUUGGCCUAAAAAGAGUAUUUAUAAAAUACUAAGCAAGAAUAUAUUACCUGAUAUUUGCGAGCACUUAGAUCUGUGGGAUGAAAAGACCAAGGAAAGAGCAAUAGCACUGGAAAAAUAUUGCAACGAGCAUCAACCUCAACUCUAAAAAUUAAUUUUUAUCGUAUUAACGACUGAUCUAGGUUAUUUGAUUUUAUGUAUAGAUUUUGUAUAUGGCAAAUAUUUACAGUAAUAUGAAAAUAGAUAUAUGUAUCUAUACUUGUAGGUGUUCUUUUAUUGUGUUUGAAAUAAAAUUCAAAGAAAAUAUAAAUAA
Nasonia vitripennis (jewel wasp) is the source of this 1718-nucleotide messenger RNA. RefSeq lists its product as uncharacterized. Gene Ontology annotation, molecular function: protein binding. The transcript has 5 exons. Lineage: Eukaryota; Metazoa; Arthropoda; Insecta; Hymenoptera; Pteromalidae. The record is from RefSeq and is a predicted model, not a curated record. The coding region runs from base 195 to 1553 and encodes 452 amino acids.